Molecule: messenger RNA, 926 nt
Organism: Liolophura sinensis
Lineage: Eukaryota; Metazoa; Mollusca; Polyplacophora; Chitonida; Chitonidae
Product: short-chain collagen C4-like
Exons: 4
Coding region: 54-824 (256 amino acids)
Source: RefSeq, a predicted model, not a curated record
CUGGGUGAUUAUAACAGGCAUGUCUGUGGUUAAGCCACCAAGCUAAGUGUAAUAUGUGGCAAACCAUGUCUUUACUUGUAGAUUUUUCCUCCAAUAGUCGAUUUUUUCGUGGACGAGAUGGUAGAGACGGUAGGGAUGGACUGCAGGGACCUGUUGGACCGCCCGGUCCAGCCGGUCCUCCGGGCCCUGCGGGACCGCAAGGGGAGAGGGGGCGACAGGGUCCCCAGGGGGAGAGAGGACUUCCGGGAAUUGCGGAGCCGCCAUUGGUUGGUGGCGCUGUUUACACCCGCUGGGGAAGAAAAGUAUGUCCUGGCCAUGCAACUAUGUUGUACGGAGGUGUAAUGGCAGGAUCGCACUAUUCCCACAAGGGCUCUGGGGCCAACCAAAUGUGUCUACCACUAAAUCCACAGUGGAACAAAACCUACUCUGGUUUUCAAUCAAACUCCUAUCUGUAUGGUACCGAGUUUGAGCUAGAAGGCAAUAAAGUGUUUGGCCAGACCAAUUCCGGCGGAGACUUCCAUAACCGGGAGGCCCAGUGUGCUGUCUGCUAUACGCCGGGCAGACCAAGUUACGUGAUGAUCCCAGCCCGUCUGGAGUGUCCAUCAGGAUGGACACUGGAGUAUCUGGGAUUUCUCAUGGCACAACGCUACACGUAUUAUAGGUCUGAGUACGUGUGUGUGGAUCAGGAUCCAGACACCCAUCCCGGCACGGCCGCUAACUUAGACGGGAAUCUGCUGUACGUUGUGGAAGCUAAAUGUGGCGCGCUGCCCUGUCCAAACUAUGUUGACGGCUAUGAGGUUACAUGUGUUGUGUGCACAAAAUAAAUCAUUACAGACACGAGCUCUAUAUUAAUCCGGACCCAGAUCGGCAAAACUGUUGCUCUGUAAGAUUGCAAAAUCGUUGUACAUAUUUCUGUCAAAGGCCUG